Prorocentrum cordatum is the source of this 1196-nucleotide messenger RNA. The record is from the annotation of a GenBank genome assembly. NCBI's taxonomy places the organism in Eukaryota, Dinophyceae, Prorocentrales, Prorocentraceae.
GUCCCGACGGCCUGGUGCAGCCACGCUGUGUUCUUCUGCCUCGGCCUGCUGGCGCGCGUCUUCGUGUUGCCCGCGGGCUGGGGCUGGAGGUCGCAGGCUGCGUGCGAGGGAGCCCCAGUCCCAUUGGAGGCAGUCAGCACGGGCGGGGAGUGCGUGUGGCCGUCGGUCGAGCAGUUUCGCCUCCUGGCUUCGCAGCUGGCGAGGCGGAUCACUUUGCUGGACGCGCCGCCCGGCGCGGCAGUGGUCCUCACGGUGGGCGGAGACAGUUACGAGGAGCCGACGGUCGCGGAUGCGGACGUGCUCGAGAUGCGGCCUCCUCGAGGCCUCGGGGCGCCACUGUUCGGCGUCGCCGAGCUCAGCACGAAUCGGUUCGCGGCUGCGCCUGUCGCGGUCGCCAUGUGGGCGCGCCUGCGGGCGGCCACGAUGCUGCGUGGCGUGCCCGUGCCUGCCUCGCCGUUCGCGUUGGCGGCAGGGGCGGGCGGCGGUGCCGCCUGGGUUCCGCAGUGCGUGCAGCUGGACGACCGCGCUGGCGCGACGGUCAUGAUGGCGGUUCCCCUUGCCGCGCCCCUCGUCGGCAGCGACGCCGCUGGCUUGGACGGGGCAGGGGCCGUGGCGACCGCCCUGGGGAUGCCCGUGCCGCCUGCUGCCGCCCCUGCGGCCGCGCCCGUCCCGGCUGCGGCGUAUCUCGCGGCGGCGGCGGCUGCCGCAGGCGCUGGUGGGGCGGCUAUGGCAGACUGCCGCGGGCACCUGAGAGUGCGCCGCGCGGAGGGGCGGCGGGCGCCGGAUUCCGCCUCGGCGGCCCUGCUGGCCGCCCCCACGCCCCAGGCGGAGGCGAUGCGGUGCGACGCGGACUCGAUCGGCCAGCAGCACGUGAGGGACUGCAGGCUGCUCGAGCUGGGCUGUUGCCACGACCAGGGGAACUGCGCGAAGGUGGCGUCGCACGAGCUGAUCGGCUGCCAGAUCCAGCUUAUCGAGGGGCGGCACUGCGAGGACGCCGUCACCGCGCAGGUGGCCGCGGAGGACAUGAAGAGGGGAAGGGGCAAGAGCGCCAAAGCUGCCAGCGCGAGUUUGCUGGCGGUGGAAGCGGGCCACUACGCGGGGGCGACGGCGGGCAAGGGCCCCCUUUGCAUCGCGCCAGCCCUCACGGACGUCAUCGUUGACCAGUUGGAGACGGAGGCCGCCAUCGCCAAGGAGAG